Danio aesculapii is the source of this 4550-nucleotide messenger RNA. It is a transcript of the gene wnt9b, whose product is annotated as wingless-type MMTV integration site family, member 9B. The transcript is spliced from 4 exons. Lineage: Eukaryota; Metazoa; Chordata; Actinopteri; Cypriniformes; Danionidae. Gene Ontology annotation, cellular component: extracellular region. Gene Ontology annotation, biological process: neuron differentiation; multicellular organism development; canonical Wnt signaling pathway. Bases 73 to 1149 code for a protein of 358 amino acids. Gene Ontology annotation, molecular function: frizzled binding; cytokine activity. The record is from RefSeq and is a predicted model, not a curated record.
UGCACUGUCCAGCACAGCUGGGAUUUCAACACGGACAGAUAGCGCAAUGAAGAGCAGCGCCGACCCGUCAUCAUGUGCACCGGGCUUCCGAGGACUGCCUGUCCGCUGCGACUUAUUGCCCUCUGCAUCCUUCUCUCCCACGCAGCAGCCUAUUUCGGGCUUACAGGUCGCGAGCCUCUGGUUUUUCUGCCCGGUCCAUUUGCCAACGAGCCUCCAAACGGUAAAGCGCACCUGAAGCAAUGCGAGCAGAUGACUCUGACGCGCCGGCAAAAGCGCCUGUGCCGUCGGGAACCAGGGCUGGCGGAGACUCUGCGAGAAUCGGUCCGCCUCAGCCUCCUCGAGUGCCGCUACCAGUUCCGCAACGAGCGCUGGAAUUGUAGUAUGGAUGGCCGAGGAAGUCUUUUAAAGCGAGGUUUUAAAGAGACGGCCUUCCUGCUUGCUGUGUCAUCUGCAGCAUUGUCUCAUGCGCUUGCCAAAGCAUGCAGCUCUGGGCGCAUGGAGCGCUGCACCUGUGAUGACUCCCCUGGUCUGCAGCACCGUGAGGCCUGGCAGUGGGGCGUGUGUGGGGACAAUCUGAAAUACAGCACCAAGUUUCUCAAGAAGUUUUUAGGGCAAAAAAGGGUCAGCAAGGACCUGCGUGCCCAGAUUGACGCACACAACAUUAAUGUUGGAAUCCGGGCGGUGAAAAGUGGACUUAAGACUACUUGUAAGUGUCAUGGUGUUUCCGGUUCAUGUGCUGUAAGGACGUGCUGGAAGCAGCUCUCCCCGUUUCAAGACACAGGUCAUCUGCUGAAGUACCGCUAUGACACAGCUGCCAGAGUGCACAGCGUUACCAACUCUGCCACUGGGGAAACAGAGCUGGCAGGCCCUCGCCGCCACAGCAACACAGUUCCCCGACCCCGACCCACUGAACUGGUGUUUCUGGAGGAAUCGCCCAGCUUCUGCAGGCCAUCCCGCUUCUCGCCUGGGACUGCAGGCAGACCGUGCUCCAAGGACACAAGCUGCAGCAGUCUGUGCUGUGGACGGGGUUACAACACGGCCCUUCGCCUCACCACACUCUCCUGUCACUGUCAGGUCCGCUGGUGCUGUCACGUUGAAUGUCAAACCUGUCUCAGAGAGGAGGAGGUCUAUACCUGCAAGAAACACUGAUUGACCUUGCAAGACACAGACUGAGAGAGGAAGUAGACAGAGAGAAAUGAGCGGGAAAUGGGGAGUGCUGGUAAUUGAGAAUGCAUCCACUAGUCAACUAGAUGAAUUUGGAGGGGUUUGGAGGUUGUUGAGGAUGAUUUGCCAGCCUAAUCUGAUAAAGAUGAGAUGGCUCAAUGGCCGAGUGUCACAUUCUCAAACUCUGGACUCCAACACGGAGCAGAUGCUUGACAGGAGACCAUGUUCAUUAAGUUUGAGCAGUCAGUGCUUGAACAAAGCUGCUUAUCUCUGUCUCUCCUUCAACGUCUACCAGCCAAGAAAGUCUUAGGUGGUGCUUGAGCCAAGACCUGAGCCUCGAAUCUCCAUCAUAGACAGCAAAAAAAAAUACGUAUACCUCCUCCUUCUCAUUAAAGCGUAUAUGAAACUCUUGCAACAAGUGUGGCCGAACUUGGACAUGGGGCCCAAAGCGCGCUUGAGAUUGAUCUUCUGUUGUCAAAGAAAGAAAAUAGGACAUUCCUUAUGUAUAUUUCCCAGCUUCUCAUAAGAGAUGGAAGUUUGAACCGAAACACAUUAUCGAUUUUUACCAAUCUCAUGAUGAAGGUUGACUUUUGAACAGUCUGUAUUGAACGCACACCCCUAUGGCAAUAGACUAGCAAGCUGCGAUGUUUAAUUAUACUGAAAGUAAUAUUCUGAAAGUGAGCACUUUUUAAUGCUCACUUGCAUUUCUCUACCUGCCUAUACUGUAUAUCUCUCUAUUGCUCUGAGAGUCCACAUAUGGCUUCAAAAUAUACUGAGAGUAUGAAGCACUUAAUGCAUUUAUUUGUGAAUAGUCUUAUAUUUGUGAGGAAGAAAGUACUUGCAUCUGUUAUGGUAUUCUAAGUUAUCAUGCUUAACAUAGGUAUAUUAAUGGAAGAGGGGGAGGUAUGCUGAUAAACUGGAAAUCUACUGGAACACAGUGUGCUUUUAUAGACUUCUAAUGAAUGUUGGAGCAAGUUAUAUAAUCUAAAUGUUAUGUUUAUAUCUUUUAAUGGCCAUUAAAUGGCUGUAUGUGAUAUUAGAUAGGAAUGUAUUUAUUGCAAUUAGACAAAACUGAUCAAAUGCUGCACCAAUUUCAAGUACACUAGCUAGUGCAUUCCUGACUGCAUUCAUAAUAUUAUACUUUUUUUGUUUCAUUUGCCACGAUGCUGCAGGAUGUUCCACUUGAUAUGCAGUAGUUUGUCAAAAACAAAAGCAUUAGGGACCAUUACAGCAUGACCCUAAAAUAACCUCUCUCUACAGCUGUGUAUAGUAUGUGCAAACAUCUGGGCUUCUGAGUGUGUAGUCUCUAUUCUUCACUUUCCCAUCAAGGGCAAUGUGAAUGAAUAUGUCGCAUCCAGAACAAAGGAAAACAUCUCCUUUCCUAGUCACAAAGGCUUUCUGCCUUAUAAAGUCUUUCAUGUGUGUAAAGCCUUUGAUAAAGUCCAUUCCAGUCUCUUAUUAGCCCAUUACCAAUCAGAGAAAAUAACAGUGCUUUUUUGCCAGGAUGUGCCAGAGUUGAAAGUUUUCUGAAUGCCUAAGUGAACGCCUUUGUUUCAGAGACUUACAUGGUCUAAAUCCCUUGUAAGAAACAACAAAAAAUAUUAUUACUUUUAUUAUGAUUGUUCCACAAAUACAUUUUAUUUUGUUUAAUUAGUCUGAUAUUUUGUUUGUUGCUGUCUCUUUGUUAUUUAUUUUGUAGAAUUUUUUUUGUAGUUUUCUGUUUAAUCUUUGUUUAGUUUGUUUUGUAGUUUUGAGUAGUUGUUUGUUUGUAGUCCAUAGUUUUUUUUGUUUGUUGUUUUCAACUUAGUUCUUGUUUUGUUUAUUUUGUAGUCCGCAGUUUUUGUUUGUUUUCAACUAGUUCUUGUUUUGCUUGUCUUGUUGUCCAGUUUGUUUGUUUGUUGUUUUUUAACUUAGUUCUUGUUUUGUUUGUUUUGUAGUCCAGUUUGUUUGUUUGUUUGUUGUUUUUUUAACUUAGUUCUUGUUUUGUUUGUUUUGUAGUCCAGUUUGUUUGUUUGUUGUUUUUUUAACUUAGUUCUUGUUUUGUUUGUUUUGUAGUCUAUAGUUUUUGUUUGUUUGUUGAUUUCAACUUAGUUCUUGUUUUGUUUGUUUUGUAGUCCAUAGGUUUUUUUGUUUGUUGUUUUCAACUUAUUGUUUUGUAGUACAUAGUUUUUGUUUGUUUUCAACUUGUUCUUGUUUUGCUCGUCUUGUAGUCCAGUUUGUUUGUUUGUUGUUUUUUAACUUAGUUCUUGUUUUGUUUGUUCAGUAGUCCAGUUUGUUUGUUUGUUGAUUUCAACUUAGUUCUUGUUUUGUUUGUUUUGUAAUCCAGUUUAUUUGUUUGUUUUUUUUCAACUUAGUUCUUGUUUUGUUUGUUUUGUAGUCCAUAGGUUUUUUUGUUUGUUGUUUUCAACUUAGUUCUUGUUUUGUUUGUUUUGCAGUUCUUACAUUUGUUUUGAAAAGAAAGAGACCGAGUCAUGAAAAAGACCAAACGCGAAUAAAAAUAAUAUAGCUUAGAAUAAAUAAUCAGCUUAGUAUAAGUUAAUUAAGGGCACGUUUAAACUUGAAACACAAGUAUUACAUAAUAUUUGAUAAAAAACAAAACAAAACAUGCAUUUCUUCACUUAUCAACUAAAAUACAAAUGUAAAGUUUCAGAAUGUGAGCGUGUACGUGCCUACUUGUUCAUGUGUGUGUGUGUGUGUGUGUGUCUCUUUGUGUGUGUGGUGUUUCUGGGAAGGAAGAAAACUGCAGUAAAAUUGGCCACAUCAAUCAAGUGGAAGAAAGUCCAAGCAUUCAGUGAAAUGCCAUUCAGCUGAAGCAUUUAUAAUGUGUAAAACGUUUGGUGCAAGAGGGUUUCACUCCGACUAACUGAAACUCUUUCAUCUGUAAUCGAUUCAGUUUCUACGAAAGAGAUUUUAGCUAAAGAAAGAGAGUUCCGUCAUUGAGUAAGCAUAUGCAAAUAUCCAAAACCCAAACAGUGGCUGUGAAAAAACAAAUGAGAUCCUUCCCUACUUUUGAGUGUGUGAUAUGUGAGUGAAUAUGAGUGUAUUUCGCCUGUGUUUGUUUGCUGCAAUUGUUCAAAUGGUAACAUUUAUAGCAUAGACACCCACAAUGAACCCUCUGUCAACCUGCAGGGUUAUGUGUUUGUUUGUGUUGUCAUAGCUUUAACAGUGUAAUGUUUCACUUUGCGAUUUCACGCCGGGGAUUUUUUCUACUACCUCACCCGGUCAAUUAUGGAUGUUAAGAUGUGUUUUAACUCCCUUAGUGCAUAUUUAAGACAAUACUUUUUCUUUUUAAAGCUUUACCCAGAAAUACAGAUGCAUUUACUCUUUUUUAUUGUACUUUUGUGACCUAUUUUCUUAUUUAAAAACAAUUUAUCAUUCAAAUAAAA